Messenger RNA from Soboliphyme baturini, 1728 nucleotides. NCBI's taxonomy places the organism in Eukaryota, Metazoa, Nematoda, Enoplea, Dioctophymatida, Soboliphymatidae. The record is from the annotation of a GenBank genome assembly.
AUGACGGCGAUUAUGAAGGACGAUUCCUAUAUCUAUGCACUUGUUUAUCCCCUCACAGUCGCUGCAAAGUCAGAAAAUUUAAGCCGCCAGCAGGCUGCAGGCCGUGUGCUUAAACACCUGUCAGAUCGCUACCCGACGCUGGUGCAGCAGGCAGCGUUGGUCAGCGAAGAGCUGGUUCGCGUGGCAAUCUUAUGGCAUGAACUCUGGCAUGAAGGACUUGAGGAAGCUAGCCGUCAGUACUUUGCAGAGAAAAACAUUCAGGGCAUGUUCAACGCACUUGAACCCCUACACAACAUAAUUGAAGAAGGACCGACGACUUUGAAGGAGCAAUCGUUUACUCAGGCUUACUACCCAGAUCUGAAAGAAGCCCACGACCGCUGCGAAAAGUACAAGCAAACUGGCAACGUGAAGGAGUUGACUCAGGCAUGGGACUUAUACUACCAUGUUUUUAGACGCAUUUCUAAACAGUUACCACAGCUAACGUCUCUGGAAUUGCAAUACGUAUCACCGAAACUGCUCAUGUGCCAGAAUUCAGAACUUGCCGUACCCGGCACGUACGACUCGAACCGACCGAUUGUACGAAUCAAGGCGAUUCAUUCGAGUCUUCAGAUCAUUACAUCGAAACAAAGACCCCGAAAAGUUUGCAUCAAGGGUGUGACAGGCAGUUUCGUUGUGCAGAAAAAAACGUUUAUUUUUGUUGCAGGCAGCGACGGCCAAGAUUACUGGUUCUUACUGAAAGGUCAUGAAGAUCCGCGCCAAGACGAACGGGUGAUGCAACUUUUUGGCUUAGUCAAUACGCUGCUGCUUGAAAAUCCGACGACAUGUCGGCGCAAUCUGACCAUUCAGCGCUAUUCGGUGAUACCUCUUAGCCAGAAUAGUGGACUUAUCGGGUGGGUACCGAAUUGUGAUACGAUACAUGCAUUGCUAAGGGAUUAUCGCGAAAAGAAGAAGAUUUUGCUUAACAUUGAACAUAAACUGAUGCAGCGGAUGGCGCCGGAUUACGACCACCUUACUUUGUUGCAAAAGGUGGAGGUUUUUGGCCACGCAUUGGAGCACACUACGGGCGACGAUUUGCAAAAGAUUCUGUGGCUGAAGUCGCCCAGUUCCGAAGUCUGGUUCGAUCGAAGGACGAACUACACGCGAUCGUUGGCGACGAUGUCGAUGGUCGGCUAUGUAUUGGGCCUGGGUGAUCGACAUCCGUCAAAUUUGAUGCUCGAACGGAUGAGCGGCAAAAUAGUGCAUAUCGACUUCGGUGAUUGUUUUGAAGUCGCAAUAAACCGAGAGAAAUUCCCCGAGAAAAUACCUUUUCGGCUGACUCGAAUGUUGGUGAAUGCAAUGGAGGUUACGGGUGUCGAAGGCAAUUUUCGAAUCACUUGCGAGCGGGUUCUUCACGUUCUUCGGGAAAACAAGGAGAGCGUAAUGGCUGUGUUGGAAGCAUUUGUCUAUGACCCACUCAUAAACUGGAGAUUGAUAGACCAUUCUCAGGCUGACGGGGCUACUGAAGAGAAACCAGCUUUACCUGAAAAUUUUAUGCAACCAGCGGAAGUGGUUAGUAAAAAAGCGUUGGAGAUUAUUCAGCGGAUAAGAGACAAACUGACAGGUAAGGAUUUUGCGAAUUUGUACGCUGAACCAAUCGACGUUUCUUCACAAGUAGAACUGCUUAUUGAACAAGCUGUCUCUCAUGAAAAUUUGUGUCAGUGUUACAUAGGCUGGUGUCCGUUUUGGUGA